GCUGAAGAAGAAUCCACUCUAUUGUUUCACAUUGAUAAAACAUAUAUACACAUUCUGAUCAAAGGGAAACAGAUUGCCUCUCUCUCUCUCUCUCUCUCUCUCACUCUCUGUGACAUUGAAUCUUGUGGUGAUUCCUGGCGCGUGAGAGGGCUAAGGGUGGAAGAAGAUGUCAUUGUUUGGAUGGAAGAGCUUCUACGAGAACGAAGAUCGCCCGGAGAAGCCUCGGAGGUAUGGCGUCACAGAAAUGAGGGGUCCCCAUUACACCCUUUUGUCACAAAACCUCCUUCAGGAUAUUUUUGAGUCUAUGGGGCAGUUUGUUGAUGGCCUGAAGUUUACUGGAGGUUCUCAUAGUUUGAUGCCAAAAACUUUCAUCAAAGAAGUGACUGACAUGGCUCACAAACAUAAUGUGUAUGUCAGUACUGGUGAUUGGGCUGAACAUUUGCAUCGCAAGGGUCCAUCUGCUUUCAAAGAGUACAUAGAGGAAUGUAAGCAACUGGGGUUUGAUACAAUCGAGCUUGAUGUGGGAUCGCUUGGACUUCCUGAAGAAACUCUUUUGAGAUAUGUGAGGUUGAUUAAGAGUGGUGGUCUAAAGGUCAAGCCUCAAUUUGCGGUAAUGUUUAACAAGUCUGAUAUACCCAUGAGUGGUGACAGAGCAUUUGGGGCUUAUGUAGUCCCACCACCUCGAAAAUUUGAAUUUGUUGAGGAUGUGGAUCUUUUAAUAAGAAGAGCUGAGAGAUGCCUAGAAGCUGGGGCAGACAUGAUAAUGAUCGAUGCUGAUGAUAUCUGCCGAUAUGCUGAUUCUGUAAGAGCAGACAUAAUUGCAAAGGUCAUAGGGCGUCUCGGACUCGAGAAGACCAUGUUUGAAGCAUCAAAUCCCAAGACUUCUGAGUGGUUUAUUAAACAAUACGGUCCAAGGGUGAACCUCUUUGUGGAUCAUUCUCAAGUGAUGGAUCUGGAGUGCCUUCGAGGGCGCAACCUGGGUGAAAAUCACACUUCUAUCGUUGGUUCAUCCUACUUUCUGUUCUAAACUGCCGCUACCUCGUAGAGAAACUUGGGUUAUGUAUUGGGACUUAUUAUGUUUGUGAUAAUUCUCUGUUGUCUAUUGAUUCUAUUCAGAUCAUGUGGAAUAUCUGUCACUGGAAAUUGUAAAAUCAAGAGUGCCUAUGUUUUCUCUGCAAUAAUAGUUACUUUCUCUUUAAUAAAUUACUAUGUUUCAUAAGCAUAUGGUCUUUCUAAGACAGAUUCAGGCGGCAGAUUAUUGUUUGAGUUUGUACCUUGAUAACGAAGUAG
This is a messenger RNA of Ilex paraguariensis (yerba mate), 1290 nucleotides long. The record is from the annotation of a GenBank genome assembly. NCBI's taxonomy places the organism in Eukaryota, Viridiplantae, Streptophyta, Magnoliopsida, Aquifoliales, Aquifoliaceae.